Molecule: messenger RNA, 1563 nt
Organism: Rotaria sp. Silwood1
Lineage: Eukaryota; Metazoa; Rotifera; Eurotatoria; Philodinida; Philodinidae
Source: the annotation of a GenBank genome assembly
AUGCUGUUUUCAUUCCAAUGGCAAUAUCUAUACAUACCAUUAUGUCCUGUAACAUUAAGUGAUGUACUUAAAGCACCAUGCCCAUUUAUUAUCGGAAUUGAUUCACGUUAUUUUGAUAUAUGUGAACCAUCUGCUGAUGUUAUAUGUGUCGAACUUGACUCAAAUAUAAUUACUGGCGGAACUAAAGAGCAAAAACAUUGGUCUGUAAAAAUAUUUCCGAAAAAAGCCAAUGAAAUCAAAUUCCAAGUACUCAAUACAUAUCAACAACGUUUAUAUGAACUUCGUACACAUUUGAAACGUAAUCAUAACGAUUCUGAAUUGCAUCUGCAAAUAGUUCAACUUGAACGUAAUAUGGAAACACAUAUACAUGAUAUAUUUCUUCGUUUUAUGUGUACAUAUUUUUAUGGUUAUAAACAAUUUUUACGUCCAAUCUUACGUCGAUCGAAUCAAUUAUCAACAGAUAUUUGUUUUCGUGACAUUAUUCAAUUAUGUGGUAUCUAUGAUGAUCCCCUACUUGCAGUUAAAAUUUACUCAUUCAUGAAGAAAAAUGGUGCAGAAUGCAAUGCUAUUACAUAUGCUGUAUGGGCGUUUAAAACUGCUCAUCAUUAUCAACAAAAUCAACAUAAUCGACGGUCAUUGACAUCAUCCUUCGACGAUGAUGACAGUGAUGGUGCCAUGAAUACCAAUUCUAAUACUAUAUUUUCAACAACUUCCAAUCAUCCUUCGAAAGCACUUGGUUCAAUCGAUAAUCUCAAAAAUAACCGUGAAAAUAAACUUAACCAAGAUGAUAUGUUAUCAAGUAUCUUUUCAACAUUAGCUGGAUCAAUCAAAGAUAUAACAGAGAGUUCAUUUUUUCCAAGAAUGCUUUUGAAAAAAUCACCAUCAAUGGAUGGGCUAACAGAUAAUAAAAUAGUUCCUACAACGAAUUCAAACAAUAAUAAUAUUAAUAAUAUUGCUGUUCUUGAAACAGCAAAAAAACGUUCGCUAUCAAAUACAUAUGAUAUUCAUUCAAAACUUGACUACAGUACACUUCAAUCAAUUACUCAUCAAACAGCUCGAUCUGAUGCUGGUAUAUUAAUGACUACAAUUGACAUUGAAAUAGUUGAUGUCGAAGGCAAAGAAGAAGGAAUUUCAUCUCUAUCAUAUAUUUCAACACUACUAACACAACUACGUGCUAAAUUUAAUCAAAGUAAUUUUUCAGCAUUGUAUAAUUCAAAAAAUCUUACUACAAUCAAAUCAUUUGCAUUGGAUUUUUUUACUGAUCUUAAAUCUUCAGUCAAAUCUACAAUAAAUUCAUUAACACAAUCAAAGAGUCCACAUAUAAUUAAUAAUCCAAUAAUCAAUAAAGAACAAACAUUAUCAAGAAAUAAUAGUAAUAGUAAAUUACAUGAUAGUAUAUCAUCAUUUAUAUCACACCAAAGUUCAAAUAGUUCUUCAUCAUUAAAUACAAAUAAUAUCAAUGAAGUGGAUAUUAAAGAUUUUUGUUUAGACUUUUCAAAUGCUGCAAUACCAAUUCGUUAUAAUCAUGAUAAGAAUUCUCGUUUUUCCAAGUCGUAUUAUUGA